Molecule: messenger RNA, 651 nt
Organism: Phytophthora sojae
Lineage: Eukaryota; Oomycota; Peronosporomycetes; Peronosporales; Peronosporaceae
Exons: 5
Cellular component (GO): nucleus; cytoplasm
Source: RefSeq, a predicted model, not a curated record
GCUGAUGACAUCGCAUCAAAAUUCGAAUCUGUGGCGGCGAAGUACCCAGAAGGCUUGAGCAAGACGGCACUGCAGCAGAUUGUAAAGGUUGAAGAGCAGAGGAUGGUGGAUUUGAAAGCUGGGAAAGCGACUGGCGAUGUAUUGCGCAGGGAUGUAAAAUUGUUUCCUGGUAUGCAAAGGGCUCCUGUAUCGACCUCACACGUGGGUCGAGGCGCUCAGCGCUACGAGGAUGGCAACCGUUUGUUGGACUUUGUUAAUCCACACCCUUCACGACCGGCUAAGCAGGGUGGCGGCGACGUUCUUCUCAUUUCGAGCUCGAAGCCGCAGAAGAGAGACUGGUUGUUGCCGAAGGGAGGCUGGGACCAUGGUGAAAAAGCCAGGGUGGCAGCGAGGCUUUACUUACUGGUCGUGGCGGUUCUACAGGUUGCGGGAAUCAAGCCGAAGAUGUUACCCAAGACCGAAUUUAAGAACAAGGACGGCGAGGGUCACGUCUACUAUCCGUUCAAGAUGACAGCCAAGACGGUGUAUGAUCAGUGGCCUGAAAGCAUGCGCUAUCGUAUUUGGGUCUCCUACGACGACGCGAUCAAACUGCUGGCGAAUCGCAAAGAGAUGGUCGACAUUGUGAACGCUGCGCGUGCAGUGAGAAAUUAG